This is a messenger RNA of Erigeron canadensis, 1023 nucleotides long. RefSeq names its product protein LURP-one-related 10-like. Bases 48 to 704 code for a protein of 218 amino acids. The record is from RefSeq and is a predicted model, not a curated record. The transcript has 3 exons. Lineage: Eukaryota; Viridiplantae; Streptophyta; Magnoliopsida; Asterales; Asteraceae.
CUCAUACUUACAACAAAAAAAUCAUUUUGUUUACAAACGUGACAAUAAUGGACCAACGAAGAUCUUUUCCAGUUUCUGUUAUAGGGUAUGAGUUUAUGGCACCAUAUGAGUUUGAUCUAAUAGUUGACACCAAUUCAGGUGGAAACAUUAUCAUCACUGAUAUCAACCAUAAUAUACUACUCCAAGUAAAGCCAUGUGACACAAUGUUACAUCAUCAGCGUAUGCUCCUCGAUGCCGAUGGCCGACCCAUCGUUAGGCUUCGGGAGAAGAUAAUGACUACACAUAAUAGAUGGAAAGCAUAUAGAGGUGACAGUACAUCCAGUUCGAGCAAGCUAUUCAGCACAAAAGAACCAAACAUGAUUCAGUUUAAGACCGGUUUGCACGUAUUCUUGGCAAACAAAAAGAGUGGGAAGGAUGUUUGUGAUUUCAAGAUAGAAGGAAGCUGGUCCAAACGAAAGUGCAAAAUAUCAUCUAUGGGAGAUUCUAAAUCUUCAACCACAAUAGCACAAAUGCAUAAAUUUCAAAAAUCGAAGAAAGACAAGUUUGAUAAGGGCAAAUUCUUGGUGACUAUUUAUCCUAAUGUGGACUAUGCGUUCGUUGUCACACUUAUUGCUAUUAUCGAUGCUAUGAAAAACAUAGAUAAGGAAGUUACUGCAUCUGCCACUGAAAUGUUUGCAACAAUGGCUUCUGGGGGUUUGGCUUAAACUACAUAAUUUAUAACAUUACAAAUAUAGUAAUCCGAUUUUAAGCACUCUAGUUGAUUUGGAUCAGAAAUAGUUGCAGUGAACAUUCACAUCAGCAAUCCUAUUUUUUCAUAGUAGGUGCAGUCCUUUUAAUUUCUCUUCUUGUUGUAUCUGCACCCAAGGAUAUGUGUUAGCUUUAUAUUUUAGUGGUGUCGAAUUGUAAUUAUCCAAGUGUGGAAGGAGUAUUAGUGAAAUUAGGAUAAUGUAUAAAUACCCCUUCCCACCUCCUUUGUACUUCUUCGUUUCACCCAUUUUAUAUACAUAUGCAUAUUGAAAUAUC